This is a messenger RNA of Spinacia oleracea (spinach), 839 nucleotides long. RefSeq lists its product as uncharacterized. NCBI's taxonomy places the organism in Eukaryota, Viridiplantae, Streptophyta, Magnoliopsida, Caryophyllales, Amaranthaceae. The coding region runs from base 42 to 638 and encodes 198 amino acids. The transcript has 3 exons. The record is from RefSeq and is a predicted model, not a curated record.
CUAAGCUUGAUUGAGAUGACACUCAGAAAAGAGAGGUCAGCAUGGGAAAGGUCAAUGUUAUGGUGUACGUUGUUGUUGUGGGUUUCCUAGGUUUGGUUGCUACUGCUCUUGCUUUUGCUGCUGAGGCUACAAAGAUUAAGGCAUCGGACAUUAAUCUAACAAAGUUCGGUAACUGCGAAUACCCAAGAACACCAGCUAACAUACUUGGAUAUGCAGCAGCAUUGCUCACACUUAUCGUCCAGAUAACUAUCUGUGGUAUAGCUCGUUGUCCUUGUUACCAGAGAAAUGACUCCAACGCUCAAUCAUUCCAACUCGGAGCAAUCAAUUGUUAUAUUUUAUCCUGUGUUGGUUCUAUCAUAGGGAUUAGUCUCCUAUUAUCAGCUGCUAAUCUCAGCACUCGUCAAGAAUUUCUCCCUUCAACAGGACUUUGCUACACCGUAAGACCUGGUAUAUUUGCUGCUGGUGGUGUUAUGGCACUUCUUGCCUGUAUCUUAGGCCUAUGCUCCUCCUAUUACUUCUCGGUCAUUCGCCAUUCGGCAACAAGAACUGUUCCAUAUCAAGAUGACAUUGCCAUGGCAAAUUCUCAGUUUGAUGCUGCCUCUACAUACUCAAAACCCAAGCAACAACAAUAUGUUUGAGUUAAUAGUACUCUACCUACUUUCUUUGUGGAUCGAGUUUGAGAUGAAUUAAUAGGGAUUUCGCCGAGAAUUUGGAUUUUUUUUAAAUUGUAAAGUGCAUUGAAUUGAAUUGUGUAAAUUAACUCAUGUGUACGUACGUCUAAUUCAAUUGCUAAUUUGUUCGUGCAUGUUGAACAUGUCUCACAUGAUGAAUCGAUGAUC